AGAACAGCAGUUGGCAGCAUUUCUACACAAGCCUCAAGCAUCAGGUUUAGAGAAACUAAAGAAGAUAGAAAGCUGAAGACAUCAUGAAGUUCUUGUUGGUGGCUGUUCUGGUGCUGGCCUCUGUGGCUCACCUUAAGGCAGAAAAAGAAGAUGAGAAAUUACUGGCAUUGAUGGAAAUGGACGAAGAUGCUGCUCUUGAUAUGAUCUUGUCAGACAAUGAAGAAGAUGCAUUAAGACCAACAUGGCGACCAUUUCCAUCAAUGCGACCAUUUCCAUCAUGGCGACCAUUUCCAUCAAUGAGACCAUUUCCAUCAUGGCGACCAUUUCCAUCAAUGCGACCAUUUCCAUCAAUGCGACCAUUUCCAUCAUGGCGACCAUUUCCAUCAAUGCGACCAUUUCCUUCAUGGCGACCAUUUCCAUCAAUGCGACCAUUUCCAACAUGGCGACAUUUUCCAUCGCGUAGACCACGCCCAUCGCGAAGACCACGCCCAACACCUCCAKCCUUUGUGGUCGAGUGUUUAAGAGAAUUUAAGAAGUGCAUGAACGAAUCUGGAAACGAUCUCAGGAAAAAGUUCAAGUGUGGCCUAAACUUGGGAAAAUGUAUUAGAGACAACAGGCCUACCAGACCCCCAUCAGAUGAAAGUGAUGCCAGGAGACCACGUCCAUCUGGUAGACCACGCCCAUCGCGAAGACCACGCCCAACACCUCCAUCCUUUGUGGUCGAGUGUUUAAGAGAAUUUAAGAAGUGCAUUAGCGAAUCUGGAGACGAUCUUGGCAAAAAAUUCAAGUGUGGCCUAAACUUGGGAAAAUGCAUUAGAGACAACAGGCCUACCAGACCCCGUCCAUCUGGCAGACCCCGUCCUUCUCGAAGGCCCCGUCCAUCUGGCAGACCCCACCCUUCUCGAAGGCCCCGUCCAUCUAGAAGACCACGCCCAACCUUCUGAAUAAAUUAAAGCUUAAAGAAGAAAUUGAUUUAAUCAAAUACGAUUGUAGUAUUGUACUACUGAACACAUGUAAUAGAACUGAAAUAAAAUGAAGAGCAUUGAAUCA
Actinia tenebrosa (Australian red waratah sea anemone) is the source of this 1050-nucleotide messenger RNA. RefSeq lists its product as uncharacterized. The record is from RefSeq and is a predicted model, not a curated record. NCBI's taxonomy places the organism in Eukaryota, Metazoa, Cnidaria, Anthozoa, Actiniaria, Actiniidae.